CAGCACGUGUUCUUGUAAGAAGCAAUCACGUCGAGCACGUCGCCACUUUCGUACUCUCCGUUAGUUUCUGUUUCUCGGAGCGGUAAUCACCGACUGUCUUGUUUCCCAUGGCGACUAACGAUAAAGUCCUCAAAAAGGUCGAAAAUGUGGGCUUUAUAGGCGCGGGAAACAUGGCUCAGUGCAUCAUGAAAGGCAUCAAGAGCGCAGGUGUAGCGGCCAAGAACAUUUGGGUUAGCGCUCCAUCCAUGAAGAACCUGGAGACACUAAAGGAGGAAGGAUACAACACGACACAGCGAAAUGGAGAGGUGACCAAGAAGUGCAGCAUAGUGUUCCUGUGCGUAAAACCACACCUGAUGGACGUCGUGGGUGCCGAGAUACAGCCGCAGCUGACAACGAACCACCUUGUCAUCAGCGUCGCAGCUGCUGUCAAGAUUUCUCACCUAGUCGCUGUGCUUCGCGUGCCAUGCCGAGUAGUCCGGUGCAUGCCCAACACCUGUGUGACGGUGGGUGCAGGUGUGUGCGCCAUCAGCCGCGGCCCUGGCGUAGAUGCGGAUGAUAUUGCGCUAGUCAUCAGUUUGCUGGGCAGCAUUGGUCUCUGCGAGGAGGUCUCGGAAAGCAUCAUGGAUGCCGUCUGUGGACUGAGUGGUUCAGGGCCGGCCUAUGUAUGCCUGGCUAUCCAGGGAAUGGCAGAUGGAGCAGUCAAGAUGGGCAUGCCGAGGCAGCUAGCGCUCAGAUUUGCUGCACAGACCAUCAUGGGUGCUGGUAAGAUGGCCCUAGACAGUGGCUACCACCCGGAGGAGCUCAAGGACAACGUCUGCUCACCGGGGGGAACGACGGCCUACGGGCUGUCGGCCCUCGAGAGCCGCUGCGUGCGCGCUGCCUUCGCCGAAGCCGUCGAGGCCGCCACACGCCGUGCUCAGGAGCUGGGGCACAAGGUCGAAAGCAAGGGUGCUGCCUCAAACUGACUCCAUUUGGGUUUGCUUUUGGGUGCAGCAUCGACAAGUUCCUCUUCAAGCAUGCCCAAGGCCACCGCAAAGAUUUUACUACCGUUUCAGCCAAUUGCACUGAGCACCCUCCUUUUGAAGUUCGAAAAUACUGGCUAUAGCGCAGUACCUGCUUGACAUUUAACCUGCACCAUGACACACUGCGAAAUGCGCAUUUAACCUGCGCCCAGAUACAAUGUGAAAUAUUAACGGCCUGCACACAUCUCGUUGAACUGGAAAGUUAGGGGUAAAAACUUACGAAAGCGUUUACUUUACAAUUGUGACUACAGAGUCUGCACAGUGCUCAGUCCUCUUCUAAUGUAUUUGUUUCCAACUGUAUAGCUCAGAUGGUGAAUAAAGAUGUGUAGAUUCAUUGA
Messenger RNA from Dermacentor albipictus, 1360 nucleotides. RefSeq names its product pyrroline-5-carboxylate reductase 3-like. The record is from RefSeq and is a predicted model, not a curated record. NCBI's taxonomy places the organism in Eukaryota, Metazoa, Arthropoda, Arachnida, Ixodida, Ixodidae. Gene Ontology annotation, biological process: L-proline biosynthetic process. Gene Ontology annotation, molecular function: pyrroline-5-carboxylate reductase activity.